Molecule: messenger RNA, 1485 nt
Organism: Triplophysa rosa
Lineage: Eukaryota; Metazoa; Chordata; Actinopteri; Cypriniformes; Nemacheilidae
Product: gastrula zinc finger protein XlCGF52.1-like
Exons: 2
Coding region: 1-1161 (386 amino acids)
Source: RefSeq, a predicted model, not a curated record
AUGUACGUGUGCUAUCGGGGCAGAGAAUUCACACUGGAGAAAACCUUACCUCUGCUCUCACUAGAUGAGAGCGGUGAUUCAUGUUGUGAUGGAGAAACGGCCUCUACAUCAAAACAGCGACUGACAGCACAAACUCUUUCCUGCAUCACCUGUGGAAAGACAUUCAGUUCACAGAGACGUUUAGAGACACAUGAGAGAAAACACACAGAACAGAAACUCUUCACCUGCACCAGAUGUGACAUCAGCUUUCCUACCUUACAAGAGAAGAAACUUCAUUCACAAGAGCACAGAGACAAGAAACUCUUUCACUGUCAGCAGUGUGGGAAGAACUUUUUCUCGUCUUCUAGUCUGAACGCUCACUUGAGGACACACACUGGAGAAAAACCUUUCCACUGCAGUGAAUGUGACAAAUAUUUCAGAACCAAAGGAAAUCUUGUUACUCAUCAGAGAAUUCACACGGGAGAAAAACCGUACGCGUGUCCUCACUGUGAUUGGAGAUUCAACCACAAAUCCCAUUUAAAUAAUCACAUGCGUGUCCACACCAGUGAGAGACCGUAUCAGUGCAGUGAAUGUGGAAAAACCUUUAAGAGUUCAGAUUCUUUAAAGUCACAUCAAAUAUCACACACUGAGGAGAAACCCUAUCAGUGUUCACACUGUGAUAAACGCUUCCGUCAGAAAUCUCAUCUGGUAACUCAUCAGAGAGUUCACACUGGAGAGAAACCUUACAUCUGCUCUGACUGUGGAAAGAGCUUUACUGAUCAUAGUACUUUUAAAGUUCAUCUGAAAAUUCACACUGGAGAGAAACCUCAUCACUGCAGACUUUGUGGGAAGAGUUUCAGUCGAUUUGACACUCUAGUACAACACCAGAGAGUUCACACUGGAGAAAGACCUCAUCACUGUAAUGUUUGUGGGAGAAGCUUCAGUCACAAAUACGUUUUAAUAAGACACCAGAGAAUUCAUUCUGGUGAAAGACUUUAUAAAUGUUCUCAGUGUGACAAGACUUUUGCUCGACCAGAUGUCCUGAAACUCCAUGAGAGAGUUCACACUGGAGAGAAACCUUAUCACUGCUCCAUCUGUGGAGAGAGAUUCACUCACUUUAGAACUUUUAAGACUCAUCAGAAGAAACAUGCUGAAGAACAAACUGCACUGGACUCAUCGUAGCAUCAUUUAACAUUUUUGUCAACAGCGUCUAUAAUCUUGGAAUAAUUUUGUUUAAUCGUACAGUUUUUCUAGGAUUCCUGUGAAAGGUUUAAUCAGUUUAAAUCGUUGCAUAAUCACCAUCAGUCAUUUAUAAAUGGAAAUGAAUCUGUAUUUAAUUAGUAACUUCUUUUCAUAUGUCAGUUUGUAGUUAAUGAUUUACAUGUGCAGCAGAUAUGUUCAUAGUAAGCAUUAUUAUUCAGGAGCAUUUUAACAGUAUUUUGUAUGAAUGAGCUUUGUUCACAUAUCUGAAUAAUGAUGAUCUGAAAUAAACGAUUGAAGACCUUC